GUUUUUCAUUUCGUCAAAUGUUACUUAUCUUACUUCCCGGGCGUGGUAUAUGAUAUAUAAUCAAACACCUUCUGCUGGUAUCUUGAAUAAUUAGGUCCCAGACCCAUGAAGUUGGCAGCAGCAAGCAGCAACGAAAUACAAAUGACAGUCCGUCAAAACCCAGCAACAAUAUCUGAAAUCAAUCAAAAACAACCAUCGGAAUUAUAUGGAACGACAUUUACAUGCGAUGCCAGAAUUCUAUAUAUGAUACCAACUGUUGACUGGUACAGAAAUGCAUGUCCUCUAUGCUCCCACGAAAUCUUUCCAUAUGGAGAGAAUUGGCUAUGCCCAACCGAUGGCGAAUUUGACCAUGCAAAAUGCAUGUACCAAAUCUCUGCCAUGAUUCAAGACAACACUGGAGAAUUGCAGGUCACAAUAAACCACGAGCCAGCAACUUCAAUGAUUGGCAUCCAAUGUUCUGAUCUCCGAAUCAUAGCGAGCGAUCACGCAAUACCACCGCAUAUUCUCUCACUUAAAGGCAGUUCCAUGACAUUCCAUAUUGAAGCACUACGAGAAGGCAGAGCUAACAGACUUAGAGCUGCUGUAAAGAAAGUAAGCGACACAAACAGGCAUACAAGUCCAACAAAUACAACCAUUCCAUCAGCAACAAGAACAACUCCAGCUCCCACGACACUUGGCACAACACAAACGCAUAGAAUGACAGCGAAAAGAUUAGAAUUCCCAACCCAAGAUACUCAAACCGGAGGCUCAAAAAGACCAAAAACCAAAGAGUAACACAAACAGGUUAUGUAAGAGCACAAAUAUCGGCUUUUGUGGAACAAAUGACAGCAGGCAAAUCUGCACAACAACAAUAUAUGAGAAGGUGCACUUAACCCAUCUUUUGCUAAAAGUAGAUUCUAUCAACAUCCUUUUUUUGUAACUAACAACAAAGAUAACCUUUCGUCUAUCCACUCAUAUUAACAUCUGCUCAUCUUUUAGUGAA
This is a messenger RNA of Erigeron canadensis, 982 nucleotides long. RefSeq lists its product as uncharacterized. The record is from RefSeq and is a predicted model, not a curated record. The coding region runs from base 106 to 774 and encodes 222 amino acids. NCBI's taxonomy places the organism in Eukaryota, Viridiplantae, Streptophyta, Magnoliopsida, Asterales, Asteraceae. The transcript has 6 exons.